Molecule: messenger RNA, 1683 nt
Organism: Rhodotorula toruloides NP11
Lineage: Eukaryota; Fungi; Basidiomycota; Microbotryomycetes; Sporidiobolales; Sporidiobolaceae
Product: carboxylesterase type B
Exons: 9
Coding region: 1-1683 (560 amino acids)
Source: RefSeq, a predicted model, not a curated record
AUGGCCUCGCUCGAGCUUACACGCGACACUCGCUAUGGUCCAGUGACUGGCUACGCCGACACGCACCCGCUGCGCCGCAUGUCGAGCGCGCAUGAGCCUCAUCGCGGUUCGGGAGGUGGGGAGGACCCGGUCUUGAAGUGGCUGGGCAUCCCGUACGCACAGGCUGGACGCUUCGAGAGGCCGAGCGCACCGGAGACGUGGAAAGAGGCGAAGGAAUGCCUCGAGUUUGGCUCAAUGUUUCCACAGCCGCCAAGCAACACCGAGCUUCUCCUCGCCAAACUCCCCGGCUUCCUCAUGCGCACGCACAUCCCCGUUUCCGAGUCCUCGCACUUCAUCAACGUCUUUGCGCCUGGCGACUUGAAGGAGGGGGAGAAGCUGCCUGUGCUCGUCUGGAUCUAUGGAGGAGCGCUGAACAAUGGAACGGCCGACCGCUUCUUCUACGACCCGACGUGCUGGAUCCGCGAUGGGCAGAAGAAGGGACAGCGUUGCAUCGUGGUGACGGGCAACUACAGGACGAACAUCUUCGGCUUCUGCGCGAGCGACGACCUCGCCAAGGAGGACCCGAACAGCUUGUGCGGCAACUACGGCGCGUACGACGUGAUCGCCAUGUUCGAAUGGGUCAAGGCGAACAUUGCCAACUUUGGCGGCGACCCGGAGAACGUCACGGCUUUCGGUCAGUCCGCCGGAGCCUUCCUCAUCUCGCACUUGCUUGUGUCGGGCAAGAAGCUUUUCAAGAGGGCGAUCUGCCAGAGUGGUGCUGCUGAGACGAUGCUUCUCCGCCCCGUCCCGCAAGCCUACCCCGCCUACACCUCUAUCCUCGACUCCAUCGGCGUACCCUCCACCUCUUCUGCCUCAGACCGCCUCUCAGCUCUCCGCUCCGCACCCGCCGAAACCCUCCUCUCGCUCCACAAUGCCGCUCACUCGUUCACCGCGCUCUCGCUCGCGCUUGAACCAAAAGUCGAGGGGGCGAUAUGGACUGAGGAGACCAUGAAGCGCUUUGAGAGGGGAGAAUGGGACGAGUGGGUCGAGGAGGUCAUCCUUGGGACGACGGAGGACGAGGGGACGAUAUUCGCUUCCGCUUUCCAGCUCACCUCGCCGCAAGCCUUCGACGCCUACGUUUCCCGCUUCCCUCCUUCUCUCCAGCCGAAGAUCAAGGCGAAGUACACCUCGCACCUCCCGAACGGCACCUACGACUCAUCCUCUCCCGUCCUUCUCACUGACAUGCCCGGCACGAAGCUUCUCGCCGACCAAGUCUUCCUCCACCCCGUCAUGGACCAAGCCGCCCUCCUCGCUCGCAAAUCCAAAGUCUGGCUUUACCGCCUUCGCGCACCAGUCGAAGUGAUCGACCGCGUCGCGCCCGUCAAGCUGGGUGUCUUCCACUCGGCGGAUCUGCCGUUCGUCUUCAACUCGAGGUCGUUGUGGGAGCACGAGGGACCGGACGCGGACGAUGCGAAGACUGCGGCUGCAGUUGGGGAGAGGUGGAUGCGCUUUGCAAUUCAGGGCAAUCCCGACUCGGCCUGGACGCCCUACAAGCCCGACAAGCCAUCGUGGCUCGCCUUCGACCGCGCAGGCAAAGUCUCAAACGAAGAUUUGAGCUGGUUCGAGAAGAACAAGGUCGAGCUUGUGUUUGCUGGGCAGGAGAAAAGCGAGGGCGAAGAGUUCCUCGGCGAGUCAAACGAGUGA